ACCGGUGCUACACCUCCUUGCUCCCGCGCGAUGGCUUUCAAUUUCGGGGCUCCGUCGGGCACCUCGGGCACCGCUGCAGCCACUGCGGCUCCCACGGGAUUUGGUGGGCUUGAGACUGCCAACCCCACCGCCAGUGGGUUUAAUUUUGGGGGUUUCGGAUUAACUGCUAAUCCUGCAGUGAACUUUAAUAUUGGGAAUUUCGGUGUUUCUACCACCUCGGCGACUCCGUUCAAUUUUGGUAACAGUCUGGCAAGCGCAGGUGGGUUUGGAGGUUUUGGCACAACAUCUACAACUUCAGGUUCUGCGUUCAGUUUUUCUGCUCCAGCUAACACAGGCACAACAGGACUGUUCUCUCAGAACAAAGGUUUUGGAUUUGGUACUGGUUUCGGCACAACCACAGGAACUAGCACUGGGCUGGGCACUGGCCUGGGCACCGGCCUGGGAUUCGGAGGGUUUAACACCCAGCAGCAACAGCAGCCAUCUAGGACCUCGUUAGGUGGUCUCUUCAGUCAGCCCACACAAGCUCCUGCUCAGUCCAACCAGCUGAUCAAUACUGCAAGUGCUCUUUCUGCUCCAACGUUACUGGGAGAUGAGAGAGAUGCUAUUUUGGCAAAAUGGAAUCAGCUGCAGGCCUUUUGGGGCGCGGGAAAAGGAUAUUUCAACAAUAACAUUCCGCCAGUGGAAUUCACACAGGAAAAUCCCUUCUGCCGAUUUAAGGCAGUAGGUUAUAGUUGUAUGCCCAAUAAUAAAGAUGAAGAUGGCCUAGUAGUUUUAGUUUUUGUCAAAAAGGAAGCAGAUAUUCGAAGUCAGCAGCAGCAGUUGGUGGAAUCAUUGCAUAAGGUUCUUGGAGGAAACCAGACCCUUACAGUGAACGUGGAGGGCAUUAAGACGCUGCCGGAUGAUCAGACAGAAGUUGUUAUUUAUGUUGUUGAGCGUUCUCCAAAUGGUACUUCUAGAAGAGUUCCAGCCACGACACUCUAUGCUCAUUUUGAACAAGUCAGUAUAAAAACGCAAUUGCAGCAACUGGGUGUAACCCUUUCAAUGACUAGAACAGAACUUUCUCCUGCACAGAUCAAGCAGCUUUUACAGAAUCCUCCUGCUGGUGUUGAUCCUAUUAUCUGGGAACAAGCCAAGGUAGAUAACCCUGAUUCUGAAAAGUUAAUUCCUGUGCCAAUGGUGGGCUUCAGAGAACUUCUCCGGAGAUUGAAGGUUCAAGACCAGAUGACGAAGCAACAUCAAACUAGAUUAGAUAUCAUAUCUGAAGAUAUUAGUGAGCUGCAGAAGAACCAAACUACCACGAUGGCCAAGAUCGCACAGUACAAGAGGAAGCUCAUGGACCUCUCGCAUCGGACAUUGCAGGUCCUAAUCAAGCAGGAAAUUCAAAGGAAGAGCGGUUAUGCCAUCCAGGCGGAUGAAGAGCAGUUGCGAGUGCAGCUAGAUACAAUCCAGUGUGAGCUAAACGCACCUACCCAGUUUAAGGGCCGACUUAACGAGCUCAUGUCCCAAAUCAGGAUGCAGAAUCAUUUUGGAGCAGUGAAAACUGAAGAGAGGUACUACAUAGAUGCAGAUCUGCUACGAGAAAUCAAGCAGCAUUUGAAACAACAGCAGGAGGGCCUGAGCCACUUGAUUAGCAUCAUAAAAGACGAUCUGGAAGACAUCAAAUUGGUGGAACAUGGAUUGAAUGAAAGCAUCCACAUCAGAGGCGGUGUUUUUAGUUGACAGCUCACAGACUUGUGUUACGGGUUUCCGGUUCACGCUCCUGCAGUGUCAGGCCUCUCCCGACUGCCCGAAUGGGAAAAAUAAGAAACAAAACAGUCCUCUUGGCUUGGGUUUUUUUUUUUGAGAAGGUUAUAAAAAGAAGUACACAAUUAUCUAAAGCAUAUGUACUAUUGUACAUUCUGACAACAUUUUCUUAAACAAAAUCAGUAUUUAAUGAUAAUUUUCCAUUGAGCCUGAACUCCGCUUCCCUUAGCAAGUACGUAUGAGAUAAUGACUUUGCACAGAACAAAGAAUCACUCGAUUGUCAGAGAUUUGUACUUCAGGGUAUAAAUGUACAUCAGCUUCUAUGUUUGUGAAUUCAUCUGUGGGAGGAGCAAAGAGAAUCCACAAGUAUUUAAUGAUUACUAUGGUUUUCUUUUUGUUCUAUAAAGAUUUAAAAGUAUAUUUUUAUAUUAUUUUACUUAUUUGAAAUUUAGAGAACAAGUAAGCAAUUAGGAUAUGCCAAAAUUACCAUUUCUGUAAUCUUUUUUUUAAAAAAUAUUUCCAAAAAGGUAACUUAUAAAUAAAUUCUUAAUUUGUAAUUACUUUCCUAUAGUUGUGCUUUAUUUAGCUUUUGAGCAAUGACCACCAUGUCCAUGUAAGUACUAAAUUUUCAUCAGAAUUACGAUUUAAAUUUUCAUCAUAACCACAAUUUAAGAUUUUAAUUCAGUGUUCUUAAAUACUUUUUCUCAGUGCUCACAAAUUCUGACAGGCAUGGAAAAUUAAGUUUACUUCAGCUAUCAAAUAGGAUAAAGAAUUGCAUAAUAUACUGUGUCUGAAAGCACUAGAAAAUGAGUUACAUGUCAUAACACACCCUUGGGAAGUUGGGAUUCUGUAGGAACUGGGGCCUUGUAGUAGUGGUUCUGACAGCAGAGUGUAGGUGGGCUGCAUCAAGGUGUCUCCCCCUGGCAUGCUUCCCACUUCCUCUGGCUCGCACUGAGCAGCAUGGGAAGGGCCCAGCGCAUCUUGCCGACAGUGGGGACUGAGUUGGGUGAUGUGCCGUGUAUGUAAGCUGAGAUUAAACUACAGGCGUUUCUUUUCAGUUGCAUAGGAUCUGCUGUUUCCUUCCACAUCAGCUGCACUUUGCAGCCACCUUUCCUAGUUGGUGAUAUACAGAGGUAUAUGAUCUUGUGACCUACCCUCCUUCAUCAGGCUCUUGUACCCACUGUUGCACUUCUAGCAGUGUACCCAUUUUUCCAGUGGGUACUUCCUUUGUUUUGAUCUAGGUAGCCAAGUAUAGAAAAGGAGUCUGUAUCCCCGCAUUCUCCUUAUAGUAGGAAACAUUAUUCAUUAUGCCCCAUCUGAUGUAUGGAUCACUGUCAUGUAUAUAAUGCUCAGGUUUUUUUUUAAAGACAUUUAUUUGAAAGGCAGAAUGACAGAGAUCUUCAUUUGGUUUAUUCCCCAAAUGGCUGCAACAGCUUGGACUGGGAUAAGCUGAAGUCAGAAAUCUGAAACUCUGCCAGGUGUUCCCAGCUCCACAUUGAGUGUCGGGGACCAAGUACUGGGGCCAUCUUGGGCUGCUCCCCAGGAAAUCAGCAGUAAACUGGACUGGAAGUAGAACAGCCGAGACUUGAACCAACACUCCCAUACUGGAUGCUGGUGUUUGCAAGCUGUGCCACAAUGACAGCCCCUCUCUAACCUUUGAUUUUUCCUGUUCUGAUAGUUAUUCUUAGUUUGCAACAUAAAGACACUUGGAUAGGGUCCAAGGUCUGCCUGGAUUGGGGCGAAGUCAUCCUUCUUGUGAAUCCACGCGUGGGUCAGGUCUGUGACCGGUGUCCAUACAAUUGGUUAGUGACUGGAUUUGGUUAAGACUACAAGUAUGAUUUAAACAACUCCUAACAACGUUCUACAGACUGAAUGCGCUUCUGAAAUUUGAUGUUGAAA
This is a messenger RNA of Ochotona curzoniae (black-lipped pika), 3642 nucleotides long. RefSeq names its product nucleoporin 54 (gene NUP54). Gene Ontology annotation, molecular function: structural constituent of nuclear pore. The record is from RefSeq and is a predicted model, not a curated record. Gene Ontology annotation, cellular component: nuclear pore central transport channel; nuclear pore. NCBI's taxonomy places the organism in Eukaryota, Metazoa, Chordata, Mammalia, Lagomorpha, Ochotonidae. Gene Ontology annotation, biological process: NLS-bearing protein import into nucleus; protein localization to nuclear inner membrane; nuclear pore organization. The coding region runs from base 31 to 1719 and encodes 562 amino acids. The transcript has 14 exons.